AUGGCGUCAUCAUCUCCCACUCUCCUCAAGGAACAACAAGCAUUUUGGUCACAACACGUUCAUGACACUCAAAUGAUUUUCGAAAUUAAUUCCAAUCCACACGUGUCAUGGAAAGCCACUCGUUAUCCCAUGUUUGAGAAUAUGAGUUUGUAUGAAUUUAAACAUCGCAUGCUUGGUGCUGAGGUGGAUGAGAGUGUGUUGUUGAAGAGUAAUGAUGAUUCACAAAAAUUGCAUGUGGAAAGUGGCAUGUCAGAGAUGGACAAGAGAGCCAUUCUAAGAUUACCACAAGAGUUUGAUUCUAGAAAACAAUGGCCAUCAUGUGUUCAUCCCAUUAGAGAUCAACAGCAAUGUGGUUCUUGUUGGGCAUUUUCUGCUUCUGAGGUAUUGUCUGAUCGUUAUUGUAUUGCCACAAAUGGAAGUGUCAAUGUGGUACUUUCUCCUGAAUUCUUGGUAGAAUGCAGUGCUCAAAACAAUGGAUGUAAUGGUGGUAAAUUGGAUGCUACAUGGUUAUUCUUGGUCAAGAUUGGAAUUCCAACCGAUCAAUGUGUUCCCUACACAAGUGGAAAUGGAGUCGUUGGAGCAUGUCCUAAAACUGGCUGUACUUCAAAUCCCAAUGAAAAACUUGUCUUGUAUAAGGCCUCUCAUGCUCGUCGUAUUGUUGGAGCAGAGAAUAUCAUGAUUGAUAUUGCAGCAAAAGGACCAGUUCAAGCAGCAAUGGCAGUCUAUAGAGAUUUUAUGUCUUACAAAUCAGGAGUUUAUCACCACGUGAGUGGAGGUUUGGUUGGAGGACAUGCCAUUAAGAUUGUUGGUUGGGGAGUCGAUUCUGAAAGUAGAAAACCUUAUUGGAUUUGUGCCAAUUCAUGGGGACCAUCUUGGGGAAUUGAUGGAUUCUUUUGGAUUUUAAGAGGAGUAGAGGAAUGCGGCAUAGGCAGAGACGUAUGGACUGGUUAUGUUUAA
Messenger RNA from Naegleria lovaniensis, 957 nucleotides. RefSeq lists its product as uncharacterized. The transcript has 5 exons. Bases 1 to 957 code for a protein of 318 amino acids. Gene Ontology annotation, cellular component: lysosome. Lineage: Eukaryota; Heterolobosea; Eutetramitea; Acrasida; Naegleriidae. The record is from RefSeq and is a predicted model, not a curated record. Gene Ontology annotation, molecular function: cysteine-type endopeptidase activity.